AUGUUGGUGAGUGAGACAAUCACCGAGAUCAUGUUGACGACUGACCGAGCUAGGCCAUGCAAAGCAAGGAAAGUGAAAUGCGGAGAAGAGAAACCAGCUUGCCUGAACUGCCAAAGACAGGGUGAGCUUUGUGACUAUAGCGUGCGGUUGAACUGGGGAGGAAGGACGAAGCGUCCAUCCGUGGACUCUCCAAGCUCGCAGUCUAGUGGCUAUGGAGGUGCAAGCGGCAUCAUCAACUUCUCCAGCUCAUUCCCGGUGAAUACAGCGAGUCCGACCUCAUUUCCAACACCGACGAGCAAUUCAGCGGAUGGCUGUGCACACACUCGAGCUGGGGAUACGGCAUCCCCAGGAGCGAUAUCGCCAAGUACACCGGCUCCAACAGGGCUCUUCGAUUCUUCGAGACCUGGCUCUGAGGGAAUCACUUCACCGAGCCAGGUUGACGGUGGAUUGUCGACCAGCUGGGAGCAAUCUCCUCAAUUGAUUCCUAUCUCUGAGUCUGUACCGCAGUUUCAACUUGGACAGUCGACUUUUGAUACGUCAUUCCCGACUUCCAUCGAAGCAGGACUUGGUCUCAGAUCACUCUCGGCAUUUGCGUUUCACUCAAACCCAGUGUCUCAACCUGUGUCCUUCAUGCGCCACUCGGUCGAUGGCACUCAUGGCCACUCAGAGUCUAGCAUGUUUGACCAGGCCAAGGAAAACAUCAUGCACCCUUCGCAUGAAGGAAACAACUCGCAUCUCACUUUGGGGUCCGUGCCGAGCAGGACUGGAACUUUCCGCAGCCCUGGUGAUGCCGAUGCACUGCAUUCUCUGCUUUUCGGCGCACACGGCAAGUCAGCGGGGCAAAGCAAUGUAGCAGAUUCUCCAGGGCUAGGUACAGCGCCAACAGCGCUAGAGUCCGCUCACGACUACUCCGGAUUGGUCGACCAUCAAAUUCUACCUGACAGUACGCAGGCGACCGAUGAGACGUCUCAAGAAUUUUCCCUUGCUGAGAACAAAUGGCACACUUAUCUGAAUAGUGUCACCGACAACUAUGGCCUGGACUCGGGACGUUCAGAUCAUGAUCUCUCCUUCAACAACGACCAUGCAGCCAUUGACAUCAAUUAUGCUUUGGACUUGAUUAGCUCUCGGCGCAGUCAGGAUGCACCGCAGUCGACAACCACGCAACCGGUUCCAGGGGCUGAGGGCCAGGUCCAAUUCUGCAGUGGCUACUAUGCCUCCCCUGUGCCCAUCAAUAUCCCAAGAUACCUAUCUCCCCUGCCACCUUCGCUUCUGGAAAACCCCAUCAACUUGAUGUAUUUCCACCAUUUCCUAAAUCACACUGCGCGAAUGCUUGUUCCUCACAACUGUGACAACAACCCAUUCAUCUCGGUUUUGCCGUCAAUGGCCAUUGGCGAUUCGAAUCUUUUGAACUUGCUGCUUGCGUAUUCUGCUAGCCACCGCGCACGAUAUCUCGGCCAUCCCGAACCAGCCAAUCGAAUUGCUCACUGGGUUAGCCAGGUGUUUCCGACCCUGCGUAUUGCGUUGGAAUCUUCUCAUGAAGACAUCACAGAUAGCCAUCUUGCCACGGCUAUCAUGCUUCUCUCAUUGAAGAUUGUGUCCCCGGGUACUUUUGAGGCCCCUAUCACCUGGAAGAGUCAUCUCAAGCUUGCUCGUGACCUUUUCCUCGCACGGAGCGACUCUAUGGCGCAGCCAGGAAACCGAAUCGGCGCCUUCUUUUCCCGCUGGUUAGGCUACCUUGACACUAUGGGAUCCUUGUCGUGUCGCCAAGCUGGUCCUCCUCUAACAAUCUACAGCUCUAUCCUGGCUGCCUGCUCGUCUUCUGAUGGCUACGAUGAGUAUGCCGUUGAUUGCUUCACGGGAUUUUCCCCUCGGACUGGUGUAUUUUUGAUCCGCCUUGCGAGCUUGGUUCAGCAGUGCGAUAACCAGCGGUUCGAUGAGAUGGGCCAUUUCCAACAUGACUGGCAUGCCUCUGCAGACAUGGUUUUGGAAGCUCAGUCGGUGCUCGGUGAAAUCGAUGGGAUCAGCGAACGUGCUCACGCCAACCCGGAGCACCACCAUGGCAUCGAGUCCUCAGAUAUGAUGGCCAUUGAAGAAGCAUUCCGUUUCGCUGGCUUACUGCAUCUUCACCGGCGCGUGUUGGGUUCGUCGCCGGAUUCGUUCCCCGUGAAGGAGGUAUUGCGCAAGUUGGUCGAUGCCCUUGGCCGGAUGCGCCCUGGUGCUGCCACCGAGGUCUGCUCGCUGUUUCCUCUUUUUACGGCUGGUUGCGAGUCGAAAGAUCCAACGCAGCGAUCCAAGCUUUUAGAUCGGUUCCUGGUGUUGGAGCGUUCAGGCAUGAAGCAGAUCCAAAAUGCCCGCCAGCUCGUACAGUGCUGUUGGGAAAGAAAACUACCCUGGGUGGCCCUGGCUGGGGGGCAGUUUCUGGGAUAG
Molecule: messenger RNA, 2427 nt
Organism: Penicillium olsonii
Lineage: Eukaryota; Fungi; Ascomycota; Eurotiomycetes; Eurotiales; Aspergillaceae
Source: the annotation of a GenBank genome assembly